Molecule: messenger RNA, 738 nt
Organism: Symbiodinium sp. CCMP2456
Lineage: Eukaryota; Dinophyceae; Suessiales; Symbiodiniaceae
Source: the annotation of a GenBank genome assembly
AUGGUGAAAGGCAGGGCGGAGCCGGCUGUGAUCUACUCUAGGGUGUCUUCCAAGGCCAACGAGCACAGCGCGAGUGUGACACGGCAGCAACAGGCGUGCAAGGAUGUGUGCAACCGCAUGCGAUGGGACGUCGUGGACAGCGUCGCGGAAGUCGUUAGCGGCUCGCUGCCGAAAAAUCAACGACAUGUCUUUUGCCAGCUCCUACGGACGUGCAAGAAGAAAGGGAUCAAGAACAUCGUUGUAGAGGGCUCUCGCACCGUAGCCCGCACUGCUAGCACAGCAGAAGAGUUCUACGAGAUGUGCACGGAGGCAGGGAUCAAAAUCACUGCAGCAGACCUUCCAAUGCUCUUCGAAGACAGCACAGGCAACCCCGCGCAGCGCUUCAUGAGGCACGUGCUGUUCGGCUACGUUCAGCUGGAGCGGGACAUGCUCGUACAUCGCCUGCAAGAUGGCUUGGCACGAAAGAAGCGAAAAGCUGUGGACGCUAGCAAGAAGGGCCAGCAUCUUCCAAGAUCACAGAAAGGCUCAGUCAAGGUGAAUGGAAGACGGUCCAUAUUAGAAGAGAAGCAGCUGAGCAAAAGCCAGAUUCGGAAAAAGCUGGGUGGCCUCUUUCAGCAGUACGGCAACGGCCUUCUCAGCGUACGGGACCUGGCGACAAAGAUUUCGGAGCGACUGGGAUGCAAGAAGACUAUCUCUCACGAGACAGCCCGUCGCAUGUACCAUGCAAAUGCGGAGUGA